Molecule: messenger RNA, 1275 nt
Organism: Aegilops tauschii subsp. strangulata
Lineage: Eukaryota; Viridiplantae; Streptophyta; Magnoliopsida; Poales; Poaceae
Product: transcription factor JAMYB
Biological process (GO): regulation of DNA-templated transcription
Cellular component (GO): nucleus
Molecular function (GO): sequence-specific DNA binding; DNA-binding transcription factor activity
Source: RefSeq, a predicted model, not a curated record
ACCUAGCUCAUCCGCGCUUCUCUCUCUCUCUCUCUACAUCUGUCUUGGAUCCUCCACUAGCUACGUCGUCCAUGGAUGUGGUGCUGCAGAGUCGUAGCAGCAACAGCAUGGCGGCGGAGCCGGAGGAGGAGGCGGAGCUCCGGCGGGGGCCGUGGACGGUGGACGAGGACCUUACGCUGAUCAACUACAUCGCGGACCACGGCGAGGGCCGCUGGAACGCGCUGGCGAGGGCCGCCGGCCUGAGGCGCACGGGGAAGAGCUGCCGGCUGCGGUGGCUGAACUACCUCCGCCCCGACGUGAAGCGCGGCAACUUCACCGCCGACGAGCAGCUCCUCAUCCUCGACCUACACUCUCGCUGGGGCAACCGGUGGUCGAAGAUCGCGCAGCACCUCCCCGGUCGGACGGACAACGAGAUCAAGAACUACUGGAGGACCAGGGUGCAGAAGCACGCGAAGCAACUCAACUGCGACGUCGGCAGCGCCACCUUCAAGGAUGCCAUGAGGUAUCUCUGGAUGCCUCGCCUCGUCGAGCGCAUCCACGCCACCGCCGCCCCCACCGGCGGUGACCCCACAAUCGGCGACACCUCGUGCGCGUCAGGGGUCACGUCGAUGGCCACCACCGCCGCCACCGCCACCACAUAUCCCGAGAACAACUCCCCCUCCAGCGCGGUCACCACCAGCAGGUCGGCAUCGUCGGGUUCCUUCACGUCGGAGCUCUGCGGCGAGGAGAAGAACCUGCAUGUCCAUGGCAGCGGCGAGAAGACAACGAGCGGCGGGGACUGGAUGCAGGACGCGGACCAAGAGUUCUGGGCCAUGCAUAUGCAGAUCCAGCCUGAUGAGGGUGGUCUUUUCCACGUCGACCACGAGCUUAGCGGAUGGGUGCAGGGCUUCUCCGACGUCGGCGUUUCGGCUGACAAUCUCUGGAGCCUCGAGGACAUAUGGAAGAUGCAAUGAGUUUUCCAGUUAUUGAGGAGCGAUUUUUAUACUUAUACAUGUGUAUCAUCAUCAUACAACUAAUAGAUAUUAGAUCAUAUACAUCCGAGUAAGGAUGGCGGCAAACUUAACUAGCUAAUUAAUUACUAAUAUUUUUUAGAGCUAACUUUAUAUAAAAAGUGUAAGGCACUUGAGUUUCUUCGUUGGAUCUUGUUUUACCUUUUGUGCCUUUUUCCACCCAUGAAGGGUUGUUUUUCCUUGUGUGGCUCAAUGGCCGAAAGGAGAGACGAUGACAGUGUUAUACUCCUGUUUGAUGCAUAUCUAAGAAGAACUGCACAAUUGA